UUUAAACUUUCCAAAUUUUCUUGAUUAAGCCACUAAUUAUAAUAAAAUGAGUCUUUUACAUUCUUUUUUUGUUCUUUUGCUAACUUUCUUCAUGUUGGAAACUCCAAUUCAAGCUCAAUAUUCUAAGAAGAAUAGUUUAGUUUCUGCCAUUUUUAUCUUUGGAGAUUCAACAGCUGAUCCUGGAAAUAAUAAUUAUAUAACAACUCCUUUCAAGAGUAAUUUCUCACCUUAUGGGAAGGAUUUUCUUAAUAAUGUUCCAACUGGAAGGUUUACUAAUGGAAUGCUUGCUAAUGAUUUCAUUGCUAGGUAUGUUGGUGUUAAAGAAUAUGUGCCUCCAUAUUUGAAUCAUAGUUUAAGUAUUGAAGAAAUCAAGACUGGAGUUAGUUUUGCAUCUGCUGGAACUGGAUUUGAUCCCCUUACACCAAAAAUCAGUAAUGUGAUCUCAUUAUCAAAGCAGCUAGAAUAUUUCAAGGAGUAUCAAAAGAAAAUGGAAGCAUCUAUUGGGAAAGAGCAAACACAAAAUUUGAUAAAAGAAGCAUUGUUUUUAAUUAGUGCAGGCACAAAUGACUUUGUUGUCAAUUACAACACACUUCCAAUUCGUAGGAAAAACUACACACUCAUAGCCUACACUGACUUCUUGUUGCAACAUGUUCAACUCUUCCUCCAGGAAUUGUUGGAUCAAGGGGCUAGGAAAAUUGGUGUGGUAGGUCUACCACCAAUGGGUUGUUUACCAAUUGUCAUCACCCUUCAAUCUGAUAAUGCAUUUUCAAAGAGAGAUUGCAUUGAUUUCUACUCUUCUAUUGCUAGAGACUACAAUUCCAAGCUCCAAAGCAAGUUAAAUGACAUGAAAAUUAGGUUUACAAAUUUGGGUUCUAAAAUUGCUUAUAUGGAUAUCUAUGGACCAUUGAUGGACAUGAUUCUAGGCCACAAAUAUGAUUUUGAAAAGGCUAACCGUGGCUGCUGUGGAACUGGCUUAAUGGAAGCAACAUUUAUGUGCAACCCAAAUUCAUAUGUUUGCCCAAAUGCAUCAAAGUAUAUUUUUUGGGAUUCAAUCCAUCCAACUGAGAAGACAUAUUAUCUUAUUUCUCAAGCAUUUGAGCCAACUAUUGAUUCCAUCACCAAAUAGUUUUACAUGUAACUUCUCUAUAAAGAAAAUUUUAUAUUAUGAGGUAUUUUUAAUUGUUGUAGUAGGUAAUCUAUUUUAUUUAUAGA
Messenger RNA from Solanum dulcamara, 1212 nucleotides. Its product is annotated as GDSL esterase/lipase At5g45960-like. Bases 47 to 1126 code for a protein of 359 amino acids. NCBI's taxonomy places the organism in Eukaryota, Viridiplantae, Streptophyta, Magnoliopsida, Solanales, Solanaceae. The record is from RefSeq and is a predicted model, not a curated record. The transcript has 5 exons. Gene Ontology annotation, molecular function: hydrolase activity, acting on ester bonds.